AUGGCGCGAAUCGGUCGCCUGGCCUUUCUGGCCAUUGCGGUUGUGUUCCACAUCAUCUACAGCUUCUCCAUCUUUGAUGUCUACUUCGUCAGUCCGAUCGUUAGCGGGAUGGAGGCAUUCAGGGUGGACGUUGAGAAGGCGCCGGCGAAGAGAUUGGUGCUGUAUGUCGGCGACGGUCUCCGCGCGGACAAAGCGUUCCAAUACUUCCCCGAUCCCUCUGCAUCUCCCGAAGAUACAGACGCAAAAGAGCCAGCCCCAUUGGCGCCAUUCCUUCGAUCGAGAGUCCUUGAGCACGGCACAUUCGGCGUCUCUCAUACCCGCGUACCUACCGAGUCAAGACCUGGCCAUGUAGCAUUGAUCGCAGGCCUGUACGAGGAUGUAUCGGCGGUCAUGACAGGUUGGAAAACGAACCCAGUCAACUUCGACAGUGUCUUCAACAGAAGCAGCCACACGUGGUCUUGGGGGAGCCCUGAUAUCCUGCCCAUGUUCUCUACUGGAGCUAUACCAGGCAGAGUGGACGAUGCCACCUACGGGCAUGAAUUUGAGGACUUCAGCAAGGACGCUACGGAGCUGGAUAUAUGGGUGUUUGAUCGGGUCAAGCAGCUGUUCAAAGACGCCGAGACGGAUCCAGAGUUAAACGCCAGAUUGAAGCAGGAAAAGAUUGUGUUCUUUCUCCACCUCCUUGGUCUCGACACCACAGGCCAUGCGUAUCGACCAUACUCGAAAGAGUAUUUGCAAAACAUCCAGCUUGUCGACAAGGGAGUGCAAGAAAUUACGGAGGUCAUCGAGGACUUCUACAACGACGGUGAGACGGCCUUCGUCUUCACGGCCGACCAUGGCAUGAGUGAUUGGGGUAGUCACGGAGAUGGCCACCCGGACAACACACGAACGCCACUGAUCGCCUGGGGCUCUGGUGUGGCGAAACCAGUCACUGUUCGGAACGGCAUUGCGCCAGGCCACGACGACAAGUUCUCCAGCGACUGGCAUCUCGACCAUGUCCAGAGGCACGAUGUAGCGCAGGCGGAUGUAGCAGCUUUGAUGGCAUAUCUGGCAGGACUUGGGUUCCCUGUCAACUCUGUGGGAGAGCUGCCUCUGCCGUAUCUCGAGACCAGCGACAAGGAGAAAGCGAAAGCAUUGCUUGUCAACGCAAGGCAGAUACUGGAAAUGUACCGGGUGAAGGAAGAACAGAAGAUGGCCACAGUCGUACAAUAUAAGCCAUACUCUGGCUUCGCCGAUGCCGAGCACUCGACCGACCACCGCAUGGAACUCAUCGAAGGUUUGAUCGAGGAGGGCCAAUACAUUGAAGCCAUCGUGAUGGCGCACAACUUGAUCAAGCUUGGCUUGCAAGGACUCCGAUAUCUGCAGACCUACGACUGGCUCUUCUUGAGAGCCCUUGUCACACUUGGCUAUGUCGGCUGGAUCACAUUUGCAUUCACGACAGCCGUCGACGCACACAUGCUUGACGGCAAGAUCGAGGCAUCACGAUCAGCCGCCUCUAUCGUUGCAUUCGCAUCUGUGCUUGUCGCCUUGUACAGCUUCCUGUUCAUCCAGUCGUCACCACCGACCUACUACGCAUACGCCAUCUUCCCGGUCAUGUUCUGGGAGGAGGUCUUUGCACGAAGGCAUGCGCUUGCCGAAGGGAAGCGGAAAAUGUUCAAUAAAAUCGGCGCCCAGAAUUCCUUCAAGCUUCUGCUCAACGUCUUGGCGUAUAUCGCAAUCCUCGAGAUCAUGGUGCAAAGCUACUACCACCGGGAGAUCUACACCAUCACAUACCUGCUCGCCGUACCCUGGCCUGCACUUUACGGGACAGCCUUCGUCCGGGAGAACUGGACACUCUGUCUUACAUGGGCUUUGAGCUGUACGGCCAUGAGCGUCUUCACGCUGCUUCCUGCAAACAAAGUUGAGGAUGAGACUUUGAUCAUGCUUGGGGGUGCUCUGAUCUUACUCGUCGGUGUUCUGUACAUCAUGUUCGAAAAGAGCUUGCUGGUUCAGGCGGCCCCAGCAAAAGAGGGACUUGGCGCCGACAAGGCUGACGGCCUGUCUCGGGUUUUAGUGGGAGUCCAGGUCGGACUUGUCGCUCUCUCGAUAGCUGUGACGAAGUCAAGUGUGACGUCGUUACAAGCAAAGCAAGGCCUACCUCUUGGAAGCCAGGUUGUUGGCUGGAUCACACUCGUCACCUCACUGAUCAUCCCCUUCCUCCACGCCCUCAAUCCUCGCGGCCACUACAUCCAUCGCCUAGUCAUCAUUUUCCUGGCCUUCGGACCACUCUUCAUCAUCCUCACCAUCUCCUACGAAGGACUGUUCUACUUUGCCAUUGCGAUGACGCUCGUAUCGUGGGUACGGCUGGAGAACCGCAUCUUCCAAGCUUCGACUACAGGGGCACCUACUGCGAAUGGCAAGCCUCCUGCAUCCGAGCUCAGCAACCCUAUGGAAGCUGCAGCAUCUGCUGCCGAGACUCGCGAACGCGCCUUGGAUAAGGGCGAUUAUCGAUCCUUGACCCUGUCAGAUGCUCGGAUCUGCCUCUUCUUCCUGUUCCUGCUGCAAUCGGCCUUUUUCAGCACUGGCAACAUCGCAUCCAUUUCUUCGUUCUCACUCGACGCUGUCUAUCGCCUUAUCCCGGUCUUUGACCCUUUUAGCCAGGGUGCUCUUCUCAUUCUGAAGAUUUUUGCGCCGUUUGUGCUUGUAUCGGCGAACCUGGGUAUCCUUACGCAUCGGUUAAAAUUGCGUGGUGGAAGUUUAUUCGCUGUUGUUAUGGGGAUUGGAGACUACCUCACCCUCCGCUUCUUCUGGGAAGUCCGGGACGAGGGCUCAUGGCUUGAUAUUGGCGAAAGCAUUAGCAUGUUCAUCAUUGCGAGCAUGCUUUGCAUUUUUGUGGCGGCGCUGGAAGCAUUGAGUGGGACCUUUGUUCGCGGUGUCAAGUUUGAGGAUGUGUCGGCGUUCAAUGUACAGAGCAACGGCAGUCUGAAUGGAGCUGCUAAAGGUGGUGGGAAGAAAGGCGCAAAGGACGGGAAAAGUCGGUAG
This is a messenger RNA of Saxophila tyrrhenica, 3021 nucleotides long. It is a transcript of the gene MCD4, whose product is annotated as Glycosyl phosphatidyl inositol anchor synthesis. Gene Ontology annotation, molecular function: mannose-ethanolamine phosphotransferase activity. Gene Ontology annotation, cellular component: endoplasmic reticulum membrane. The transcript has 5 exons. Gene Ontology annotation, biological process: GPI anchor biosynthetic process. Lineage: Eukaryota; Fungi; Ascomycota; Dothideomycetes; Mycosphaerellales; Extremaceae. The coding region runs from base 1 to 3021 and encodes 1006 amino acids. The record is from RefSeq and is a predicted model, not a curated record.